AUGCAUAAAAGAAUCCUAAACACUAUUUUACAAAAAAAAAGAAAAAUAAAAAAAUCAUCAUCGUUUCUAAACUCAUAUUAAAUUUCUUCUGUUCCUAUUUUAUUAAGAAAUAAAAGUUGUGAAUGUGAAGAGUGUGGAAGAGGAAUUAAAAAAUAAUUAGAAGAGUAUUCAUCAAGUUAAUCAAAAGAAUUGAAAUUUGCGCCUAAAUUUAUUGCUUAACAUGAAAGAAUAAAAUAAUCUGAUAUACCUUAAUCAAAUGAAUUAAAACUAAAAAAGUACAUUUUAAAAUUAUUGAGUCUUAGGAAUUUUUUUUAUUUAAUUACACCAAAAAAAAUCUUAUUGUAAAAUACUAGCAUAGAAUAACCAUUAAUCAGUCCAACACUAGAAUAACCAAAGAGGGAUAUCUAAAAAUUGCAUAGGCUUAUAGAAAAAUACGACAGCAAAGUUGAAUCUAAUGCAGUAUAAAUUUGUAAGACAAUGCCAGAUAUAGUUGCUAAUCCUAUUAAAAGAGCCAAUGUUUAGAGAUAGAAAACUAAACAUUAUUCCUUUAUAAAGUUACUACCGCUAGUAGAUGAUGAUGAUAACUAAAAUAACUAUCAUACUAAUUCUUCUAGUUCUCAAUUAAAAACUCCACUUAGAAUUCAAGUUUAUAAAGAAUUAAAAGGAAGUACUAUUUUAUAAUAGUUGUAAACUCCUAUAUUUUAAAAAUCUAAAUUUAAUAAGAGUCAAAUAUUAGAUUUUGCAGAUGGGAUGAAAAAAGCAAUGGAGAAAAUUAAAGAGAUGGAUGAGAUAUCAAAUGCUAGUAAAAUGAUAAGUACAUAAAUAAAUGACGAAAAUAAAAUGAAAAACAAAGGAUCAUUAUUAUUAAAGCCUAUUUUAGAUUGUACAAGACUUAUAGGAAAAGAUCCUAAAAUUAUUCGAUAGUUAGAUGUAUUUGAAAGACCAGAAUCCACAUAGUUAAAAUAAAUCAAAUUAGCAAAACCAUUUUUAUAUAAAAAUAUUUAUUUUUCAAAAAUAAAAAGAAAAUGA
This is a messenger RNA of Paramecium sonneborni, 1029 nucleotides long. The record is from the annotation of a GenBank genome assembly. Lineage: Eukaryota; Ciliophora; Oligohymenophorea; Peniculida; Parameciidae.